AUGCGCAUUCAAUGCAUCCAUAGGUAUCUUGAUAACGGUAACUGCAAACUUAAUGGUGACGGGUGCGGGACUGUUGAAAUCACGCUUAGGAAUCCUGUUACAGGCAAUGGGGAUGGAAGCGGUUGUGAUAUAUCACUGAUUCCUCCUCUCGCUUUUUCUGACCCACUCGGGUUUAAAUACAUCGAUGGAUGCGACAGCCUAGACGCUUUCUGUGGCGAGUCAGGUUGCAACACGGCGUUUUACCAGCCCAACGAUAAUUGCGUGCAAGUGGCUUGUCAGGAGAAUAAUGUACGUGCAUUUUUACACUCUUCUCUCUGCAUGUAUUGA
Molecule: messenger RNA, 327 nt
Organism: Fomitiporia mediterranea MF3/22
Lineage: Eukaryota; Fungi; Basidiomycota; Agaricomycetes; Hymenochaetales; Hymenochaetaceae
Exons: 3
Coding region: 1-327 (108 amino acids)
Source: RefSeq, a predicted model, not a curated record